AUGGCAUCUCCACUGGAGCAGGCGCUGGCAGUGAUGGUCGCCACCUUCCACAAGUACUCGGGGAAGGAGGGGGACAAGUACAAGCUCAACAGGCAGGAGCUCAGGGAGAUGCUCACAGCGGAGCUGCCCAGCUUCAGCGGACAAACCAGUGAGACCAGUUUACAGCAGCUCAUGAACAGCCUGGACUACAACAGCGACAACGAGGUGGAUUUCCAAGAGUACGCGACCUUCCUGGCCUGCAUGUCCAUGAUGUGCAACGACUUCUUCCAGGACUACCCCGAGAAGAUGCCGCGCAAGAAGUGA
Messenger RNA from Opisthocomus hoazin, 303 nucleotides. Lineage: Eukaryota; Metazoa; Chordata; Aves; Opisthocomiformes; Opisthocomidae. The record is from RefSeq and is a predicted model, not a curated record.